This is a messenger RNA of Coregonus sp. 'balchen', 22219 nucleotides long. Lineage: Eukaryota; Metazoa; Chordata; Actinopteri; Salmoniformes; Salmonidae. The record is from the annotation of a GenBank genome assembly.
AUGUCCAGUUUCAGCAUAACGUAAAUCAUAACAAUAUGGACACAAAUGUUUUUUUGUAAAGUAGCAGGCUCAGAGUGUGGGCCUUUGCAACAACACUCCUCUCACUAGAGGGAAAUACCAACCUGGCAUCCGCAUAUGCCCUCUGGCAUCCUCUGUCUGAGUAGAUUGUGUUCCUGAGUAACACAUGUCAGAGUGGACCUAGAGGAAGGGCCAUAGAUAAAUAGAUACAGAACAGGAAGUGUCUCCUGGCAUCCUCUGUCUGCAUGCAGCAAGCAGUGACUCAAUGUGGACACAGUUUCAAUGAGGCUAUUCCAUUCAUUAGGAGCAGCUGACAGCAGGAGCCAGCCUACUUCACCACCCAGCCAAUUAGGAACCUUUGUGAGCAACAAUUGAGACAUCAUCCCCCACAACAGGCUGAUGAUGUCAUGAUGUCAUCUCCCCUGUGCUCAAAUAUAUCAGCAUGAAUCAAUCUCCUCUCGCUGGUCACGGCCAAGGGGGAGCACAAUCUAUCCCUCCCUCUUUCCUCUCUCUCUCUCCUUCUGUCUGUGCACAUCUUUCACAAUCUCUCUUUUUCUCUAUCACUGUAUACAUUUACAUUUUAGUCAUUUAGCAGACACUCUUAUCCAUAACGAUGUACAGCAGUGAGUGCAUUUGUGUAUUUUUGGGGGGUAUUUCACCUCCUCUAUCCUUCUCUCUCUCUCUCUCAAUACACCUCUCCCUCUCCAAACACUCUUCCCCUCACCUCCUCCUUCCCUCUUCUCCUCACCUCCUCCACAGCCACAUGUGCGUUGCAAUCUGCGCCCCAUUCAACUCCUACCCCCACACUAGAGGCCUCCACUGGACCCGUUACGAAAUGGACCUGGGACUUUUCCAUUUCUACAGCACCCUGUAGUGAGAGUGCUGUGGAAAUUGAAGUCGUAUGUGGUAGGGGUUCCCUUCACCCGGAGUGAGCAGACCACAGGGGAGUACCACCAUUGACCUCUGGGUCUAGGGCUCCCUUGUGUGUCUACUUGCUCCUCGGGUUGUCCUUCAUCCCCUCUACAGACUCAGACCCCGACCUAGCACCUGCAGCAGCCCCAGUUCCCAGUUACUGGUUCCAGUCCCGGCCCCAGCAACAGCAUGGCUUCCGGUCCCGGCACCAGCACCAACCCUGGACACAGCACCGACCACCCAGAAACUGUCGGCCCAAGCCCCACCCCUUUCUACUCCCCCUAAUACAAGGAAACAGACCUUCAACCACUCCACUAGACCAACCACUCAAGCAUCAACUCCAAAACUCUAACAGACAAGAUUUACUCCAUGAUCUUUUUCUUCUUUUUUCAUUUCUUUCUCUAUUGAUUACUGAUAAAAAAUGUUCCUUCCUUUUGUUGACUAUUUGAUUUGAUUUGCCUUAUGAUUUGAUCUGCAUAGUUUUGCUUUGAUGACUUAAUGAUUUAAAUAUUUAUUUUUUAUUGAACAUUUUGAAUGUUUAUCUUUUAAACUUGAUUGAAAUUUGAAUCCUGUAAAGAAUUUUAGAAAACCCUGAUAAAAUUACCUUUGAUGGUUGAGUGGCUAGCCAUGUCCUUUGAUCUGUUUUGCCCUGUAGUCACUGUCAGUUAAGAAGCCUUUGUUAAGGCCUAAAGUGCAAGUGAUAUAAAACACCAAAUAUCAGUUGGUAGGCUAUAAUAUUUAAUGAAAUACUCACUUUUAACAAUUGGUGAUUUUAUUUUCAAUACAAAUCACCAAUAAAGUACUGUAUUGCUGUUUUGCUAUAUAUUGUAUUUACUGCAGCAUACUGUAAAUUAUGAUGCAUUGUGGAUAAAUAUUGUGGUUGGAGAAAGAAGCGGUUCUUAAACCUUUUAAUGGUUGAAUAUUGUAGUGAAGAUGGCAUAGCCCUUGAUCCCCAUGCCAUGUUUAGGUUAGCCAGUUGUCUAGUUUUUCCCUCAGUAGUUGAAGGUUUGCUCACAUGCUCAUCGCAUGGACGUGGACAUCUUUCUGUGCCCGAGCAAGAGCACCUAGACAUAGCCUGUGUUAUCACCAUUUGUACAAGAACAUAAAUGGCAGAUGUUUACAUCUCUUGAUCUUUUUGACUCAGAGUGAUGACAUUUGGCACACAUGCUCAGGAAUAUGAGUCUAGCUAACCAGUAAAGUAUGGUUCAGUUUGGCCACACGGUGGCGCUGUUGGACAGGAAAAAACAUUUGUACAAGCUCAUUGGCUCAUAGCAGUCAUAUUGUUGGAACUAGAGUCCUGCAAAAGGUUGCAUAAAAAAAUUUGUACAUAGAUGCUAUGUACCAAAUUUGGUGCUGAUCGGUCCAGCGGUCUUGGAGAAGAAGACGUUUAAAGUAGUCAACAUCAUUGAAAAAGGUCAAAAAAACCUGAAAAACAUAUUAUAUUGCAUGAUCAGUUUGAUUUUGAGUUAUAAUAAUUUAGUCAUUUAGCAGACACUCUUAUCCAGAGCAAUUAGGGUUAAGUGCCUUGCUCAAGGGCACAUCGACAGAUUUUUCACCUAACCUUUCGGUUACUGGCACAACGCUCUUAACCACUAAGCUACAUCGUGUUCUGAUAUUUGGCAAGCGUGGUAAACAGUACAGAAGUAACUCGUCCUAGGGCAAUGUCUCAAGGAAUGUCCCCGGCAAUGCUGCUGAAUGCCAGUAUCUUCAUGUGAAUUCCCAUCAUCAUCAUACCUGUAUCAUCUGAGAAGAUCCCUUAAAUAAACGUCCAUCGUGAGUCAUUCUUGUCGUGGCCAUUAUUUACCCACGCAUCAGUAGCUAGGAAGAGCUAUAUCCAGCAACACAACAAUAUUUACCUAUGUGCAUCUGUUUUGACCUGUAAUCAUGGCCAGUUUGGAUGCCUUUGUUCAGGCCUCUAGACGUGUGAGUGAUAUAAAACACCUAGUAAUCAUUAAUAUGCUGUAAUAUGCAAACGUCUACAGCCAACCUGCUUGCUUUAAUCCCCGGUAAUUACAGUAAAAUACUGUAGAAAUAAUUAUCUUACACUUUAAUGGUCACUUUUACUAUAUUGUACUGUGUUUCAUUGCUUUGGCAUCAAGUUACCGUGAAUAUCUCCAUUUUGUAUUGGCACUAGAGAUAGUCAGAGAUAUAUCAUAAAAUACAGUAUUUUGUUGUAAUUACAAUUAUUUUGAAGACCAAUGUAUCCUUAACUAUAACAACAUUUUAACGGUUACAGAAAAUGUUUACUUGUUAUGACUGUGAUUAUUAUUAUUUCUAAAUCAAACUUGGUUGAACGCAAUGACGCACUGACUGUAAGAGCGCCCGCUAAAUACCAAAAGGUAAUUGUGAAAAUGAAAACUUGCAAAGAACACUGGGUAAUACAGUUGAAGUCGGAAGUUUAAAUACACUUAGGUUGGAGUCAUUAAAACUAGUUUUUAAACCACUCCACAAAUUUCUUGUUAACAAACUAUAGGUUUGGCAAGUCGGUUAGGACAUCUACUUUGUGCAUGACACAAGUAAUUUUUCCAACAAUUGUUUACAGACAGAUUAUUUCACUUAUAAUUCACUGUAUCACAAUUCCAGUUGGUCAGAAGUUUACAUACACAGAGUUGACUGUGCUUUAAACAGCUUGGAAAACUCCAGAAAAUGAUGUCAUGGCUUUAGAUGCUUCUGAUAGGCUAAUUUACAUCAUUUGAGUCAAUUGGAGGUGUACCUGUGGAUGUAUUUCAAGGCCUACCUUCAAACUCAGUGCUGCUUGACAUCAUGGGAAAAUCUAAAGAAAUCAGCCAAGACCUCAGAAAAAAAAUUUGUAGACCUCCACAAGUCUGGUUCAUCCUUGGGAGCAAUUUCCAAACGCCUGAAGGUACCACGUUCAUCUGUACAAACAAUAGUACGCAAGUAUAAACACCAUGGGACCACGCAGCCGUCAUACCGCUCAGGAAGGAGACGCAUUCUGUCUCCUAGAGAUGAACAUACUUUGGUGCGAAAAGUGCAAAUCAAUCCCAGAACAACAGCAAAUGACCUUGUGACGAUGCCGGAUGAAACAGGUACAAAAGUAUCUAUAUCCACAGUAAAUGAGUCCUAUAUCGACAUAACCUGAAAGGCCGCUCAACAAGGAAGAAGCCACUGCUCCAAAACCGCCAUAAAAAAAGCCAGACUACAGUUUGCAACUGCACAUGGGGACAAAGAUUGUACUUUUUGGAGAAAUGUCCUCUGGUUUGAUGAAACAAAAAUAGAACUGUUUGGCCAUAAUGACCAUCGUUAUGUUUGGAGGAAAAAGGUGGAUGCUUGCAAGCCGAAGAACACCAUCCCAACCGUGAAGCACGGGGGUGGCAGCAUCAUGCUGUGGGGGUGCUUUGCUGCAGGAGGGACUAGUGCACUUCACAAAAUAGAUGGCAUCAUGAGGAAGGAAAUGUAUGUGGAUAAAUUUAAGCAUCAUCUCAAGACAUCAGUCAGGAAGUUAAAGUUUGGUCGCAAAUGGGUCUUCCAAAUGGACAAUGACCCCAAGCAUACUUCCAAAGUUGUGGCAAAAUGGCUUAAGGACAACAAAGUCACGGUAUUGGAGUGACCAUCACAAAGCCCUGACCUCAAGAACUGAAAAAGUGUGUGCGAGCAAGGAGGCCUACAAACCUGACUCAGUUACACCAGCUCUGUCAGGAGGAAUGGGCCAAAAUUCACCCAACGUGUUGUGGGAAGCUUGUGGAAGGCUACCCGAAACGUUUGACCCAAGUUCAACAAUUUAGAGGCAAUGCUACCAAAUACUAAUUGAGUGUAUGUAAACUUCUGACCCACAGGGAAUGUGAUGAAAGAAAUAAAACCUGAAAAAAUCAAUCAUUCUCUCUACUAUUAUUCUGACAUUUCACAUUCUUAAAAUAAAGUGGUGAUCCUAACUGACCUAAAACAGGGAAUUUUUACUAGGAUUAAAUGUCAGGAAUUGUGAAAAACUGAGUUGAAAUGUGUAUGGCUAAGGUGUAUGUAAACUUCCGACUUCAACUGUAUGUCGCUGCAUGGGUAAUUCAAGUAAUAUACUGUAAAUUAGAUUACAGUAACAUUUUUGGUACCGUAAAAUGUAUUAUCUUAAAAUCGAUUAAAGUAGCUGUACUGUACGAUAAACUACAGUAACUUGCUGGCCAACUGCUGACAGUAAGUUACUGUCAAUUUUACAGGAAAUGUUUUACAGUGCACCCAUACCCCCCCCCAGCUUUUAGGCCCCUGUGUUUUAUUCAUGAGCUUCCUAUUGCUCCUGUCAACUUACACCGGGUCGACAGGAAGGCAGAGUGUAAAUAAUGGAGAGUCCCCAAAGACAAGUUCAAUGUUGGCCGUCCUAGCUCUGCGCCACACUCCUGUGGAGGGGGACAGGAGCGACUCUCUCUCUCUCCCUUACAAAAAAAACACAUGAAAAAGGUUUUCGGACACGUAUUAACAAACUUGUGAACAAAUCACAUACACUACCAGUCAAAAGUUUGGACACACCUACUCAUUCAAAGGUUUGUCUUUAUUUGUACUAUUUUUUUACAUUGUAGAAUAAUAGUGAAGACAUCAAAACUAUGAAAUAACACAUAUGGAAUCAUGUAGUAACCAAAAAGUGUUAAACAAAUCAAAAUAUAUUUUAAUAUUUGAGAUUCUUCAAAUAGCCACCCUUUGCCUUGAUGACAGCUUUGCAAACUCUUGGCAUUCUCUCAACCAGCUUCUUGAGGUAGUCACCUGGAAUGCAUUUCAAUGAAGUAUGAAAAUGUAUGCACUCACUAACUGUAAGUUGCUCUGGAGAAGAGCGUCUGCUAAAUUACUAAAAUGUAAAAAUGUAAAUAUUAGGAUAUUAUGUCAAGAACAGCUCGAAUAAGCUAAGAGAAAUGACAGUCCAUCAUUACUUUCAGACAUGAAGGUCAGUCAAUAUGGAAAAUGUAAAGAACUUUGAAAGUUUCUUCAUGUGCAGUCGCAAAAACCAUCAAGCGCUAUGAUGAAACUGGCUCUCAUGAGGACCGCCACAAGAAUGGAAGAUCCAGAGUUACCUCUGCUGCAGAGGAUAAGUUCAUUAGAGUUACCAGCCUCAGAAAUUGCAGACAAAAAUAAAUGCUUCACAGUGUUCAAGUAACAGACACAUCUCAACAUCAACUGUUCAGAGGAGACUGUGUGAAUCAGUUAUUCAUGGUCGAAUUGCUGCAAAGAAACCACGACUAAAGGACACCAAUAAUAAGAAGAGACUCGCUUGGACCAAGAAACACGAGCAAUGGACAUUAGACCGGUGGAAAUGUGUCCUUUGGUCUGGACUCCACAUUUGAGAUUUUGGUUCCAACCGCCAUCUCUUUGUGAGACGUGGGUGUGGGUGAACGGAUGAUCUCUGCAUGUGUAUUUCCCAACGUAAAGCAUGGAGGAGGAGGUGUUAUGGUGUGGGGGUGCUUUGCUGGUGACUCUGUCCGUAAUUUAUUUAGGCAUACUUAACCAGCAUGGCUACCACAGCAUUCUGCAGCGAUACGCCAUCACGUCUGGUUUGGGCUUAUCAUUUGUUUUUCAACAGGACAAUGACCCAACACACCUCCAGGCUGUGUAAGGGCUAUUUUACCAAGAAGGAGAGUAAUGGAGUGCUGCAUCAGAUGACUUGGCCUCCACAAUCUCCCGACCUCAGCCCAAUUGAGAUGGUUUGGGAUGAGUCGGACCGCAGAGUGAAGGAAAAGCAGCCAACGUGCUCAGCAUAUGUGGGAACUCACCAAGCAUUUCUGGUGAAGCUGGUUGAGAGAAUGCCAAGAGAUUGCCUACAUGAUUCCAUAUGUGUUAUUUCAUAGUUUUGAUGUCUUCACUAUUAUUCUACAAUGCAGAACCAUGACUGACUCAUGUCCACUACACUUUCACUUGUGCAUUUUCACAUUUUAAUGUCACCUAGGGCUGUCAAACGAUACAUUUUAAAAAUCUAGUUUAUUGCCGGAUUUGCUGUAACUCAUUGUGAUUAAUCGCAAAUUUCGAAUUUGCUAAAAUUGAGCUGUAUUUUUUAUACAAACAUAAUUGCAAUAAUAGUGCCGUUCUGAUUUUGUCCAAAGUAAUGGUUAGCAAAAUUGGAUGACUCUCAUUCAUAUUCCAUUCACCCAGUUCAAUGUAACAGCGAUAGGUUUAGGCUACUACAUGAUACUCAAAUGUUCCCUAUUCCAUCAUGAGGUUGCUACAACCUAGCCUAUGAAUGAAAGUUUACAACGUAGGUGUACACAGGUCGAGAGACAAAUUUGAGGUGAGAGACAGUGACAUUCAAUACCGUCCUGCACACUCUUGUCUGCAUCUAGCGGAUAUAGGGUGUAAUCAUUAGUCCAACAGUUGCAAACAAGUUUCUAUUGGACAAAAUCAGGUAUGUUUAUCCCUGUUUUGUUCCGUUUGCUUCCGUUUAAGAAACUUUUUUCAACAGAAUCGGCGGAAUGAAUACACCCCUGAUAACACGGAAACAGAGUUCACUCUAAUAACAGCCACGUUGUAUUGCUUCUCUUCGCUUGUGGACUUCAAUGCACAACAAAUCAGCUGUAUGUGACCAGACAAAAACAACUUUCCAAGCCAUACCUCGACAAACACCCUACAUCGUUGUCACCAUAUUAGCUAAAGUAACAUCAUAAUCAGCAUAGCUAAUGGAACUAACGCGUUAGUAAACCUGCUAAAAUCAUGCAGUAACGUCAGUGUACAGUCAGUAAGCAGUUACACCGGCGGGCCAUGGUGGCAAUAAAUUAGUAAUACCAAAAGCUUACCUUGACUUGGAAGAGUUCCAGUGUUGUGUUGGAAAGUCAUAGCCAGCUAGCUAACAUAGCAUCCCUCUGUUUGAGCAGGGUGUUUCAGUAGGCUAAACUAGCUAGUUGCAUUUGCUAGCUAAGUAAAUGAAACUGAACGUGAAUUUCUUUUUUUGAAUCUCUCUCUCUCUCUCCAUUUAUCUCUUGCUUCUCCUUCAUUUUGGAAGAGAUUAAUUUGUUAAAAACUGUUCAACUAUUCUCUUUCUCUCUCUUUGAGUCAACUACUUGCCACAUUUCAUUCACUGCAGUGCUAGCUAGCUGUAGCUUAUGCUUUCAGUACGAGAUUCAUUCUCUGAUCCUUUCAUUGGGUGGACAACAUGUCAGUUCAUGCUGCAAGAGCUCUGAUAGGCUGGAGGACAUCCUCCGGAAGUUGCCAUAAUUACUGUGUAAGUCUAUGGAAGGGGGUGAGAACCAUGAGCCUCAUAGGUUUUGUAUUGAAGUCAGUGUACCAAGAGGAGGACGGAAGCUAGCUGUCCUCCGGCUACACCAUGGUGCUACCCUACAGAGUGCUGUUGAGGCUACUGUCGACCUUCUUUGCGAAAUAGUGUUUUAAUCAGUUAUUUGGUGACAUGUUAUUAUAUUUAGUAUAGUUUUAUCUGAAAAGGAUAACUUUUUAAAUGUUUUACAAUUUAAAUUUUUAUGAAAUUCACUGAGGAGGAGUGUCCUCCCAUUCCACCUCUGAGGAGCCUCCAUUGCUUGAGGUGUCAUGGCGGACUGAACACAGCUGUGCAGAAUGCCUCAAGAUAUUAACGUAAUAUUCAAUAUCUGUAAGUUUGACUAAAUAUUAGCACUCCACUCCACAUACUCGUAGGCAAUAACCUUCAAUCUGGAUAACAACACAAAAAAAAGGAUAAGUCUAGAGAAAUGUAUCGACCAGUAUAACCAAUACAAUCAACACCAAAACAUGUCGGAGAUUAAGCAUGGAAAACCAAUCCCCAAAAGAAAACGAUUUAUGCUUUAGUAAGUGUAGAAACCGACUUGCUAAAGUCAAUAAAUGAUCAACUGGGCAUACUUGAACUAGUCAGUAAAGAUAGAAAGGAUUUAAUGGUGAGCCUCGAGAUGAGUGACGACAAAUCUGCAACAAUGGAGAAAGAAACAAACAUGCUAAAAGGUGUCGUCAAUACGAUUGAAACGGACGUUAAAGAACUUAAAAAGGAGAACAUGUUUCUGAGACAAGCCUUACUUGAAAUACAGACUAGAUCUAUGAAAGAAAAUAUGGUACUUACUGGUAUCAAAGAAAAAGAGGGUGUAGAUCCUGAAAGUGUGGUGAAAAAAUUAUUUAUUGAAGCGCUACAGAUCCCAGGCGAUACUGUCGACACAAUCAAACUCGAACUUGUGUACACCGUUUCGGACAGAGAGGACAGAGAUAUUGUUGCCAAAUUUGCAUUCUUUAAAGAUACAAUAAUGGUUAAAAGCCUGGGUAAAAGACUCACUGGCACGAAAAAUAGGCAUGAAAAAUAGGCAUGAAGGAUCAGUUCCUGAAGGAAAUUGCAGAACGGCGCAGAGUUCUGUACCCACUCUUUAAGGUGAAUAGAUUAAAAGGGAAACGUGUAGCUCUUGAAGUCGAUAAACUGUAUAUUGAUAACCAACUGUUCCGAGACACCAAGACUACUCCAUGGCUAUUCUAAAUAAUACAAAGUUCCCAUAGAGGAGUCGAAUAAUGGAACAGCCAAUAAUAUCCAUGGUAGGGAUUGUAAUAAAAAUAAAUAGUAAAACAAUAAAACAAUACAACAUUUGAUAAAGAAAUAAACUACAAGUACAAUAUACCAUUCAAGAUAGGGAAUGUGGUAAAAUAAUUAGUAUUUGACUUUCUAUUUAUAGUAUUUAUAAAUAGAUAAAAGACAGUGUGACGAGUACUGAGGAUACGAAGAGGCAGGACGGAGACGCAGGAAUCAACAAUGUAAAGGUUUACUUAACACUGAGCAAGAGAACAACAAAGAGCGAGUACACGACAAGACACUAACAAUCACACACAACACAACACUGAACAGUCAAGGGCUAUAUAGGGGUGGUGAUGAGAUGAUGAGGUGCAGGUGCGCUGAAGGUGAUUAGGGUGCGUUGGGUUUCCAUUCCGGUGUUGCCGAGGUGGUGCAAAAAAUGUAUGCACUCACUAACUGUAAGUCGCUCUGGAUAAGAGCGUCUGCUAAAUGACUAAAAUGUAAAAUGUGUGCUCAGACCGGUGGCUCAGUAGAAGGGGAAUCAGAGCGCCGGAGGGGAGCAACGGGAGGAGACGAAAGCUUUAGAAGAAAGGAUAAUUAUUGAAAUAAUACAUCUUCAAAUAUAAGGAACUGGAACACAAAAGUACUCAAAAGCCUGAAAUUAGGUAGGAAUCAACACGAUAGGGAUAAAAACACAGCAAACAGAGGACAUAGAAGCCACGGUGUGUGGGUAUGUGCUGGUGUAUUGUGAUGGAAGGUGGGGUGUGUGUUUUUGUAUUUGGAAAAGUGUGGAGUUAAGUGAGUGAUAAAGAAAAAUGGUUGCAAAUGCCAGAGCCCAGUGUGUCUGGGUUCAGGAGUUGUGACAGAGAGAGCUUUCAAUUUUGUGCAGAUAUGGGAUAUACUGUAUUUACAAAAAAAUAUAUGGGGGAUUGGAAAUGAUGCAGACAAUUACAUUGAUGGAAGCUACAAUCUAUCUGCAAUAUUAAUGCAUUUUAAUUUUUUGCUGUAUAGAUUAUGUAUUUUGGAUGUUUUCAGUGUAUUUUGAAUACUUUCAGACAAUGCGGUAAAAAAAAAAAAAAAAGACACAAACAUUUCAAAAAAUGUACUGAUUAACUCUGACAGCGCUAAUUUUAACAUGUUAAAAGGGAUAAGUUAGGAGACAUAUAGCGCUAACUUCUCUGCUCUUUUCUCUGGGCUACUUCCUAUGAUCAAUGACCAAUGUAUGAAGAAGAGAGGCGUGCGCCUGCUGCAGUAACACUCCGAAUGGAUGGCUCAGAAAUAAGAAAUAAUUAUUUUUAACACACUUGAAUUAUUAUACUCAGGUAGGCUAAGUUACCUUUUUACAGAAUGGCAUUACAGAAUUUGCAAUUACAUAUGUUGAAACAUUGUUAUUGCAACAUGUUAACACCACCUUUUCACGUGAGGAGAAUAAAACUAUUUCACCACAAUGUGAACUUGCAAUUCCACAUGUGAAAGUUACAUUUUCAAAUGUGGAGUUUUCUUACAUAUGAAACUGCAAAUGUGAUUUUUACAUGUGAUUAGUUUUUUACAUGUGAAAAUGCAAUUCCGUAUGUGAAAGUGAGAUUUUUACAUGUGGAAUUUUCUUACAUAUGAAACUGCCAUUUUGAUUCUCACGUGAGGUGAAAACAUGUUUUUCUUCUCUUGUGAAAAUAUGGUUUAACGUGACAUUUAAGCUCAACAUGUGAAACAGCUAUUUCACAUGUGAAACUGCAAAUUUGAUGUUUUUUUUUAGAAGGGCUCUCUCUCUCUCUCUGUGUCUCUCUCUCUCCCGCUCUCUCUCACAUACAAACUUUUGCAUAUGGGAAAAGAAUAACAGACACGUGUUGUGAGAACACAGUCACACAUGCACUCAUUCACACACCACACACUGAGACACAUGAAUGCGUGUCACAUUCUUUAUAUCUGUCACGUGUAUAAUUAGCACACAUAAACACAAACAUUGGAAAAUGCAAAGCAGCUAAUAUAACACAUACAAAAGUACUAUAUCUCGCAUACAUUAGCUACAGUAAUACCAUGUCAUAAACUAACAAAAAACUGCUUGGCCAUAUUGUUUUAUUGAGUCAUUGUCAACACACAUAGCAUAAUGUAUUAACUAUACAACAGUAACACAUGAAAACAAAUAUUGUUGUAUUCUCUCUCAUCGCUUAUCAUGACCAUUGGUCCUGUACUAGGGUGCAACUGAUAUAAUGAAAUUAGUGUCACAUCCAGUCAUCACCAGGAUCUUUAACAUUGAUCACCUCCUAGCAUUCUAUUGACAUCAGCUUUGGCAGGGAUGCUGUGAAGGAGCAGUCCAUCAAUUAAUGCCUGUAGGAUCCAACGGUAGGACACCAAAUUAGAUUCAUAGAUCAAUGUGUUCUUCCCUCUCAAGACUAACCCAGGGAGAAAUCAGACCAGGGCCGUGGUGUGUCUGUGUAUUUGUGCGUGCAUGCGUUUGUGAACCUCCCUCUGCCCCCCAAAGCUCUCAGGGGUGUGACCCUCCUACCCCAUCCCCACAGCGUGGCCCAGGAGACAAACACUGGGCUGAGGAUGAAGUGGUCGUUAUAAUGUACAUUGUGAACUAGUCCCCCUGUUCUUGAUGGAGGUUUUAUGCAUCAAGAUAUCUGUGUAGGGGACUAAUCCAGUAUGGAAGGAGGUUGGGCUUGGUGAAUAGCUCUCUAAUGAUAGGGUCCCUAUCAUUGUCAUUGUCCUCAUCACUCACUGUAAGAAUCAUCCUUUGUCAAUUUGCAGGGGCACAGACAAGUUUAUGACCUACUAGAUAUACAGUACACAAAUGAUAUACUGUACAGACCACAUAAUUAUUUCAAUGCUGUAAUGUAUAGACAGGUUAACCAAUAAUAUAUAGAGUGAAGGUUAACCUGUGAUGUAUAGACAUGAUGAAAUUCUCUUAUUUAGGCAGAUUGUAGGCUUAUGAUAUACAGUACCGGAUGUGGGCAAUCUCUGUGUGUACAGUGAGGGAAAAAAGUAUUUGAUCCCCUGCUGAUUUUGUACGUUUGCCCACUGACAAAGAAAUGAUCAUUCUAUAAUUUCAAUGGUAGGUUUAUUUGAACAGUGAGAGACAAGAAUAACAACAAAAUAAUCCAGAAAAACACAUGUCAAAAAUGUUAUAAAUUGAUUUGCAUUUUAAUGAGGGAAAUAAGUAUUUGACCCCCUCUCAAUCAGAAAGAUUUCUGGCUCCCAGGUGUCUUUUAUACAGGUAACGAGCUGAGAUUAGGAGCACACUCUUAAAGGGAGUGCUCCUAAUCUCAGUUUGUUACCUGUAUAAAAGACACCUGUCCACAGAAGCAAUCAAUCAAUCAGAUUCCAAACUCUCCACCAUGGCCAAGACCAAAGAGCUCUCCAAGGAUGUCAGGGACAAGAUUGUAGACCUACACAAGGCUGGAAUGGGCUACAAGACCAUCGCCAAGCAGCUUGGUGAGAAGGUGACAACAGUUGGUGCGAUUAUUCGCUAACGGAAGAAACACAAAAGAACUGUCAGUCUCCCUCGGCCUGGGGCUCCAUGCAAGAUCUCACCUCGUGGAGUUGCAAUGAUCAUGAGAACGGUGAGGAAUCAGCCCAGAACUACACGGGAGAAUCUUGUCAAUGAUCUCAAGGCAGCUGGGACCAUAGUCACCAAGAAAACAAUUGGUAACACACUACGUCGUGAAGAACUGAAAUCCUGCAGUGCCCGCAAUGUCCCCCUGCUCAAGAAAGCACAUAUAUAGGGCCGUCUGAAGUUUGCCACUGCACAUCUUAAUGAUUCAGAGGAGAACUGGGUGAAAGUGUUGUGGUCAGAUGAGACCAAAAUCGAGCUCUUUGGCAUCAACUAAACUCGCCGUGUUUGGAGGAGGAGGAAUGCUGCCUACGACCACAAGAACACCAUCCCCACCGUCAAACAUGGAGGUGGAAACAUUAUGCUUUGGGGGUGUUUUUCUGCUAAGGGGACAGGACAACUUCACCGCAUCAAAGGGACGAUGGACGGGGCCAUGUACCGUCAAAUCUUGGGUUAGAACCUCCUUCCCUCAGCCAGGGCAUUGAAAAUGGGUCGUGGAUGGGUAUUCCAGCAUGACAAUGACCCAAAACACACGGCCAAGGCAACAAAGGAGUGGCUCAAGAAGAAGCACAUUAAGGUCAUGGAGUGGCCUAGCCAGUCUCCAGACCUUAAUCCCAUAGAAAAUCUGUGGAGGGAGCUGAAGUUUUGAGUUGUCAAACGUCAGCCUCGAAACCUUAAUGACUUGGUGAAGAUCUGCAAAGAGGAGUGGGACAAAAUCCCUCCUGAGAUGUGUGCAAACCUGGUGGCCAACUACAAGAAACGUCUGACCUCUGUGAUUGCCAACAAGGGUUUUGCCACCAAGUACUAAGUAAUGUUUUGCAGAGGGGUCAAAUACUUAUUUCCCUCAUUAAAAUGCAAAUCAAUUUAUAACAUUUUUGACAUGCGUUUUUCUGGAUUUUUGUUGUUGUUAUUCUGUCUCUCACUGUUCAAAUAAACCUACCAUUAAAAUGAUAGACUGAUCAUGUCUUUGUCAGUGGGCAAACGUACAAAAUCAGCAGGGGAUCAAAUACUUUUUUCCCUCACUGUAUGUUGUCACUGUCUCUGUGUGUCUGUGUAGAGUAAUGACUGUGUCUGUACUAAUGAAUUGGAAUCCCUGUAGAGCUGAUCUGAGCACUUGUCAAAAGACAUUCUGCACCACAUGGCGUGCGUGCGCGCGCGCGCGCGCGUGCGUGUGUGUGUGUGUGUGUGUGUGUGAACGUUUGUAGAAAUGUCAGGUCAAACUUUAGUGUAUUAUGGCUUAUUAGGCAUAUUUGAAAUGGUGAAAUUAUGGCCUGGGGUGUCAUUUUAUUCCGUGGUAAUUUCCUACCAUCCACUAGGGGGCAACACGAGCGCCUAUUACAAUCUAGUAGACACGCAAUUGGGUUGAGGAUGAGCUUAAACCGUGAACUUCCGUUCUGAGGAUUGUGGGUUCAAUCCCAGUGCUAGGCACUGUCCCAAACCUUAACCCUUACCUUAACCACUCGAUAUGAAUACCUAAACUUAACCGUCAAGGUUAACCCUAUCCCAAACCUUAACCCUUACCUUAACCACUUGAUAUGAAUACCUAAACUUAACCGUCAAGGUUAACCCUAUCCCAAACCUUAACCCUUACCUUAACCACUCGAUAUGAAUACCUAAACUUAACCGUCAAGGUUAACCCUAUCCCAAACCUUAACCCUUACCUUAACCACUCGAUAUGAAUACCUAAACUUAACCGUCAAAGUUAACCCUAUCCUAAACCUUAACCCUUACCUGAACCACUCGAUAUGAAUACCUAAACUUUUUUUUAUAGAUUGUAACUUCCAUCAAUGUAAUUGUCUGCAUCACUUCCAGUCCCCCAUAUGUUUUUUUUUCUCGCAAAUAUAUAUAUAUAUAUAUAUAUACAUACAUACAAACAUACAUAUACAGUGGGGAAAAAAAUUAUUUAGUCAGCCACUAAUUGUGCAAGUUCUCCCACUUAAAAAGAUGAGAGAGGCCUGUAAUUUUUAUCAUAGGUACACGUCAACUAUGACAGAGAAAAUGAGAAUUUCUUUUCCAGAAAAAUCACAUUGUAGGAUUUUUAAUGAAUUUAUUUGCAAAUUAUGGUGGAAAAUAAGUAUUUGGUCACCUACAAACAAGCAAGAUUUCUGGCUCUCACAGACCUGUAACUUCUUCUUUAAUAGGCUCCUCUGUCCUCCACUCGUUACCUGUAUUAAUGGCACCUGUUUGAACUUGUUAUCAGUAUAAAAGACACCUGUCCACAACCUCAAACAGUCACACUCCAAACUCCACUAUGGCCAAGACCAAAGAGCUGUCAAAGGACACCAGAAACAAAAUUGUAGACCUGCACCAGGCUGGGAAGACUGAAUCUGCAAUAGGUAAGCAGCUUGGUUUGAAGAAAUCAACUGUGGGAGCAAUUAUUAGGAAAUGGAAGACAUACAAGACCACUGAUAAUCUCCCUCGAUCUGGGGCUCCACGCAAGAUCUCACCCCGUGGGGUCAAAAUGAUCACAAGAACGGUGAGCAAAAAUCCCAGAACCACACGGGGGGACCUAGUGAAUGACCUGCAGAGAGCUGGGACCAAAGUAACAAAGCCUACCAUCAGUAACACACUACGCCGCCAGGGACUCAAAUCCUGCAGUGCCAGACGUGUCCCCCUGCUUAAGCCAGUACAUGUCCAGGCCCAUCUGAAGUUUGCUAGAGUGCAUUUGGAUGAUCCAGAAGAGGAUUGGGAGAAUGUCAUAUGGUCAGAUGAAACCAAAAUAGAACUUUUGGUAAAAACUCAACUCGUCGUGUUUGGAGGACAAAGAAUGCUGAGUUGCAUCCAAAGAACACCACACCUACUGUGAAGCAUGGGGGUGGAAACAUCAUGCUUUGGGGCUGUUUUUCUGCAAAGGGACCAGGACGACUGAUCCGUGUAAAGGAAAGAAUGAAUGGGGCCAUGUAUCGUCAGAUUUUGAGUGAAAACCUCCUUCCAUCAGCAAGGGCAUUGAAGAUGAAACGUGGCUGGGUCUUUCAGCAUGACAAUGAUCCCAAACACACCGCCCGGGCAACGAAGGAGUCCUGAAGUGGCCUAGCCAGACUCCAGAUAACAACCCUAUAGAUAAUCUUUGGAGGGAGUUGAAAGUCUGUGUUGCCCAGCGACAGCCCCAAAACAUCACUGCUCUAGAGGAGAUCUGCAUGGAGGAAUGGGCCAAAAUACCAGCAACAGUGUGUGAAAACCUUGUGAAGACUUACAGAAAACGUUUGACCUGUGUCAUUGCCAACAAAGGGUAUAUAACAAAGUAUUGAGAAACUUUUGUUAUUGACCAAAUACUUAUUUUCCACCAUAAUUUGCAAAUAAAUUCAUUAAAAAUCCUACAAUGUGAUUUUCUGGAUUUUUUUCUUCUCAUUUUGUCUGUCAUAGUUGACGUGUACCUAUGAUGAAACUUACAGGCCUCUCUCAUCUUUUUAAGUGGGAGAACUUGCACAAUUGGUGGCUGACUAAAUACUUUUUUUCCCCACUGUACAUUUUAUGGACACAGUCAAAUUCUACAAUCAUUAUAUUUUGUUUGUUUUUACUCCUGAACUUCCUCUGAUCAUUUUCAUGAUGUCCAUCCGGUUUGCUUCUAUAUGCCAUAUUUUUCUAACUCUGCUCUUUCACAAAAGCUCUCAACCUAUAACCUAUAUACUUAUUAUGGACACAGUAUGCUUUACAUUUGUUAUCUUGUUGUUAUUAGUUGUUGUUAUUAGCCCCAUCCUUCAGCUCCAUUCAACACCUCCCAUCUAUCUCGUAACACCAUCCAUGUUGGAUUUCUAUUUGCCAUAUAUUUUUCAACUGUACUGUGAUGUUUUACAAAAGUUCUGAACCUUUCUAUUCUCAUUGUUUCUACAGAUCGUAAAUUGAAUAUAAUUUUUUUUGCUAAAAGUAUUAUUAUAUUAUUGAUCGAUUGACUAUGACUUUUCAGACCACCCAGUAGGGCUAUCUGCAGGGUUACCUAAACUUAACCGUCAAGGUUAACACUAUCCCAAACCUUAACCCUUACCUUAACCACUCGAUAUGAAUACCUAAACUUAACUGUCAAGGUUAACCCUAUCCCUAACCUUAAGAGCUCAGACAGAGCAGUAGCGAUUGCUGGCCGAGAGUACUUAGCACCUGUGAAUGUAAUUUGCGAGCGUGCAUCGAUUUUACAUGGAGAAUCAUGUGAAAAAUGUCGCCAGUCAGAUGUCUACAGCGGGUGAUCCCUAAAACACAGCGCGCUGAAAAAUCUCCAGAGGGUCAUGUACAACACACCUCCCUUUGUGAUGCAUUCAUCUCCACUAAGCAUAGCAAACCUUUCAUUUACAUUGAAGCUGUAUUCCAAUAACCCAUGCAACCCACUACAGCUCAGCAAUGAUACACAGACAUUUGUUUUGUUAGAUUAUGUUUGAUCUGUCUGCAUUUGGCUACCAAUGCCUAAUGGAUAUGUGGCUACUGGGAGCUAUGCUAUGGGUUGACUUGUAGAUACUGUAUACACUGAGUGUACAAAACAUUAAGAACACCUGCUCUUACCAUGACAUAGACUGACCAGGUGAAUCCAGGUGAAAGCUAUGAUCCCUUAUUGAUGUCACUUGUUAAAUCCCUUCAACCAGUGUAGAUGAAGGGGAGGAGACAGGUUAAAGAAGGAUUUUUAAACCUUGAGACAAUUGAGGCAUGGGUGGUUUGUGUGUGCAAUUCAGAGGGUGAAUGGGCAACACAUAAGAUUUAAGUGCCUUUGAAUGGGGUAUAUUAGUAGGUGUUGGCGCACCGGUUUGUGUCAAGAACUGAAACGCUGCUGGGUUUUUGACGUUCAACAGUUUCCUGUGUGUAUAAAGAAUGGUCCACCACCCAAAGGACAUCCAGCCAACUUGACACAACUGUGGGAAGCAUUGGGAAUGCUUUCGACACCUUGUAGUCCAUGCCCCGACAAAUUGAGGUUGUUCUGAGGGCAAAAGGGGUGGGGUGGGGUGGGGGUUGCAACUCAAUAUUAGGAAGGUGUUCUUAAUGUUUUUGUACACUCAGUGUAUACUGCCUGCGUGUGUGUGUGUGCGUGUGUAGCCUCCAGCCUGGUAUAGGCUACAGUACCUCUCACAUACACAUUCAUUGUCCAAGGAUGGUAUGUCUUCCAAGGAUUUGCUGCUCAGGGAGUGCAGUACAGUAUUAUUGCCAUUGGAAAUUUGUUGGACUUUGAGAAAUACAGUAGUACAUUCUGAGUACAUUUUGAGGAUGGGAGGGUGUAUCUAAACCUCUAGGGAACUGUAUACAUCAAUAUCAUAAAGUACACUACCGGUCAAAAGUUUUAGAACACCUACUCAUUCAAGGGGUUUUUCUUUAUUUUUACUAUUUUCUACAUUGUAUAAUAAUAGUGAAGACAUAAAAACUAUGAAAUAACACAUAUGGAAUCAUGUAGUAACCAAAAAAGUGUUAAACAAAUCAAAAUAUAUUUUAUAUUUGAGAUUCUUCAAAUAGGCACCCUUUGCCUUGAUGACAGCUUUGCACAAUCUUGGCAUUCUCUCAACCAGCUUCAUGAGGGAGUCACCUGGAAUGCAUUUCAAUUAACAGGUGUGCCUUCUUAAAAGUUAAUUUGUGGAAUUUCUUUCCUUCUCAAUGCAUUUGAGCCAAUCAGUUGUGUUGUGACAGGGUAGGGGGGGGGGGGUUACAGAAGAUAUCCCUAUUUGGUAAAAGACCAAGUCCAUAUUAUGGCAAGAACAGCUCAAAUAACCAAAUAGAAAUUACAGUCCAUCAUUACUUUAAGACAUGAAGGUCAGUCAAUAUGGAACAUUUCAAGAACUUUGAAUGUUUCUUUAAGUGCAGUCACAAAAACCAUCAAGUGCUAUGAUGAAACUGGCUCUCAUGAAGACCGCCACAGGAAUGGAAGACCGAGAGUUACCUUUGCUGCAGAGGAGUUCAUUAGAGUUACCAGCCUCAGAAAUUGCAACCCAAAUAAAUGCUUCACAGAGUUCAAGUAACAUACACAUCUGAACAUCAACUGUUCAGAGGAGACUGUGUGAAUCAGGCCUUCAUGGUCGAAUUGCUGCAAAGAAACCACUACUAAAGGACACCAAUAAUAAGAAGAGACUUGCUUGGGCCAAGAAACACGAACAAUGGACAUUAGACCGGUGGAAAUGUGUCCUUUGGCCUGGAGUCCAAAUGUGAGAUUUUUGGUUCCAACCUCCGUGUCCAAUGCGGUGUGGGUGAAUGAAUGAUCUCCGCAUGUGUAUUUCCCAGUGUAAAGCAUGGAGGAGUAGGUGUUAUGGUGUGGGGGUGCUUUGCUGGUGACACUGUCUGUGAUUUAUUUAGAAUUCAAGGCACACUUAAACAGCAUGGCUACCACAGCAUUCUGCAGCGAUACGCCAUCCCAUCUGGUUUGGGCUUAGUGGGACUAUCAUUUGUUUUUCAACAGGACAAUGACCUAACACACGUCCAGGCUGUGUAAGGGCUAUUUGACCAAGAAGGAGAGUGAUGGAGUGCUUCAUCAGAUGUCCUGGCCUCCACAAUCCCCCGACCUCAACCAAAAUGAGAUGGUUUGGAAUGAGUCGGACCGCAGAGUGAAGGAAAAGCAGCAAACAAGUGCUCAACAUAUGUGGGAACUCCUUCAAGACUGUUGGAAAAGCAUUCCAGGUGAAGCUGUUUGAGAGAAUGCCAAGAAUGUGCAAAGCUGUCAUCAAGGCAAAGGGUGGCUACUUUUUUUGAAGAAUCUCAAAUAUAAAAUAUAUUUUGAUUUGUUUAACACUUUUCUGGUUACUACAUGAUUCCAUAUGUGUUAUUUAAUGGUUUUGAUGUCUUCACUAUUAUUCUACAAUGAAGAAAAUAGUAAAAAUUAUGAAAAACCCUUGAAUGAGUAGGUGUUCUAAAUCUUUUGACCGGUAGUGUACAGUAUAUUGGUGUUCCCGCUGGGGCCACCCAUGAAUAUAAUUUAGGCACGCAUGGCUGUAAGUCUCUUUGGAUAAAAGUGGCUGCUAAAUAGCAUAUUUUAUCAUUUAAGUUGUUAUUUUCACAUGGUUUGUUAAAUUACGUUUAUUCAUGGAAACAAACCAUCUCUUGCUUUCCUCACACAACAUAAUUUAGAUCAUGGCUUGUUUGAGAUGUCCAUCUGUUUAGUUAAGUAAGGAUAAAUACAUUCAAGCAUGAAUAAUGUAAGAUCUGUUUAGUUUAACACAGAUUGGAUUGAAGACCUUUGGGAGAAGUUGGAGCUAAAAGGUAAACUCCAAUCUGUUUCAGGGAUAUUUUCUUUAUUGCAACAAAAUGAGAUAAAAUAUGUGUUCUGUUUAAUUGUGAUUACGCUAUACCUCAACAUAAUGGCUCCCAUGGAUAAAACCAACAGGCGAAGGAGAUGUGGUGAUUGUGUAUUAGCUGGAAGAACAAUUAGGGGUUAGACACCGCUGUGAGAAAUACUGCCACUGAAUGUGGGAAAAUAGAACAAGCCAUUAUGAGACCACAGACUGAAUAUUAAUCUAACAUUGAACUCAUUCCAGCUACCAGGAUACUAGGAUAGCCAUGGAAGACGUUCAACAACUAUGAUUCAUUAGAAUCUAAUUAUGUUUAUGUGUACAUGUGUUAACCCUCAUAUGAAGAAGAUAUCUCCACCCAACAGGAAAGAUCUUGUCUACCAAGCUUUUCUUUGUAGCCAAGUAUAUUACACUUAACAAGUUGGAAGGAAACAAACAAGAAAGCAGGCAACGGCAAAGGAGGCAGUGGAAGAACUCUGCCGGUCGUCCACCCAGUCCAAUGGGUAUGGAAGAGGGCUAUCAACUAAGAGAAGCAGCCCAAUACUCUAUUGAGUGAAGUUUUGUCAUGGGUGAAUAGUUCUGAAGGGGAGUUGGAUCGUCAUUCAGAAACAGAGAUGUUUAAAGAGUCUGACGUGUCUAACCAUGGUCGAUGUCUCCUCUCCAAAACCCAGAAAACAGACCUACCAGCAGGUGGAGCACUGGCACAGGGUUUCCAACCUCACCUGUACACCAUUUUUACUUUUUUCCCCCUGUACUUUUGUCUUUCACUUGUUUUCUUUGGUGCCAUUAAAUAGUAUACCACUCUGGUCCCAUAGACCUAGUGAAGAUUUCAUUUGGACACUUUGUGGUUGGUAUGCUGGGUAGCAGCCCAGCCCAUUUAGUUUGUCUGUAGACCAGUCUAAGUUUCAUGAGACCCUAAGUGGGAAGCAUUUUAUUUCAAGUUUGUACAAUCUUCAGUUCCUGUAAUAAAUAUACCAGUACAUGCUGGUUUAUAACCCGUUCCGUUGUGUUCAGAGCCUUGUUAUUGUUUGUCAUCAUUGCCCUCCUCCUACACACAGGUAGCAUUUGGUUAUAAUUGUGAAAAAGCAUGACAUACAAUAUCUGUAGAUAGAUCCCCUGUUUAGCAUGUUUGGAAUUUCUUUCCUAAAUCAUCUUUUAAAUGGAUUAUGUUGCUCAAUUACUUGGUAUAACAUUAUUUUGAGAUGUUAGGGCAUGACAAUAAAAGCAUGGUAAAAGGGGGAGAAUUAUUACAUUGUGUAUUACUCCUAAAAUACUAGCAUUGAGCAUUUGCAUACUUCAAGGAAAAAUAGGGGUGGAGAGCCUGGCGUGGUCUUGACUCUCUGCUUCCUAAUAGGUCUUCCAGGGAACAUCGCAGUGAUGGUCAACCUUCGUCGAAACCAAGAUCUAUCCAGUUUGAGCCAGAUGCUGAUGUUGAACUUGGCUUCACCUGACCUGCUUUGAUUCCUCACCCUACCUUUGGUAAUCUACAACCUAGUCUUUACCUGGAGCCUGGGUCUAGUCCUCUGUAAGCUCAUCACCUACUUUUUCUACUGCAGUGCCUACACUAGCCUGCUGACUGUCACACUAUUGAGCAUUCCAGCACUUCCUCCAGGUAGUGCAUUCCCACAGCUGGGCCAGAAUGGGAGUGGCAAAGGAGAGGGGGCUGCUAGUUGUCCUGUUGGGGGUAGCUGGGUCCUGUCUAUCCCUAAUGGGGUGUUGGUGCGGGAUGUGACGCAGGAUGAGAAUGGAUGGGUCCGGUGCCGAUAUGCUUUUGCAUCAGACGCUGAGCAGGUGGCUGUGUUGCUCCUGCAGACUCUCCUGGCAUUUGCAGUUCCUUUCUCCGUCAUGGCCACAGCCUAUAUCCGACUCCACCAAAGGGUGGACCAAACAGCUUUCUUCAGGAGCCCCAGGAUGACCAGAUUAGUAAACCUCAUCAUUGGGACCUUCAUCAUUCUAUGGACUCAUCAUGUCAUGAAUGUGCUGGGAAUGGCGGUCAUCUUGAUGAAGAAUAAGGCUCUGAGAGUGUUUUGGGAGGCCAAUUGGAGGAUUGUUGGAUCUCUGGUCUUCAUCAACAGGAUCCAUUCCUAUACGCCUUUGUCUCCAGAAACACCCAGUCAGAGAGCAGUGACAGUCAAGUAG